Molecule: messenger RNA, 6699 nt
Organism: Lagopus muta (rock ptarmigan)
Lineage: Eukaryota; Metazoa; Chordata; Aves; Galliformes; Phasianidae
Gene: ISM1
Product: isthmin 1
Exons: 5
Coding region: 5034-6467 (477 amino acids)
Biological process (GO): negative regulation of angiogenesis
Source: RefSeq, a predicted model, not a curated record
ACCCAAGUUCAUUACAGAUCUUGGAUCUGCAGAGGUGAAAGUCUCAUGUAGUAUCCCAGCAUGUUUCUCAGCCUCCCCAGACGGGUUAAUUUUAAAGUGAUCAUUUAGCACUAACCUGGGAACGCAUGACAGCCUUCAAAAUCAAAACAAUCUGUUAAGGCAGGUGGGAAAUGAAACCAGCCCUAAUGGCAAUAAUGAUUUUCUGUGGAGGCCCCAGGCUUCAUUUUGUCUCUGAUAGCAAUAUAAUCUUUUAUAGCAUCUGUGAAGUUUCCUAAUAAAUAAACAUUCCUUGUUGCUAGUGGUUGAAGAUGCAGUACAGGUGCAUUACGAAAGUGCACUGACAGACUGUCGGGUUCCAAUUCAAGACCUCUUGUCAAGAUCAUUUUACAAGAUAUUUCAAAGGAGUAUACAAGAAAUAAAAAAAAGCAGUGUAGCUGCAGCAAGGAUUUGGUAAUAGAUUCCCUCUCUGUCUGGGAGUUGUUAGGUUUAUAAGCUGCAUCAGUUUUCAUCAUUCUUUCAGCUCUAUCAUUAGCAGUGCUUGCAAACGUGUCCUCAGCUUGGCAAGUGAGGGAAUGAAGGAAGGUGAGUAUGAAAGAAGUAGGAGAGAAAGAGCAGCUCCUCCAGAGUAUUUUCCAUAGUUCCAGUUGCUCAUCCCUUAUUCUGUCUCAGUUGUUUUUCCAAAUCUGGAAAUUAAAAUAAGGAAGAGAGGAGGGAGAUGGAUUCUUCACCUGAUAAAAAAAUAGAGAGAACUUCUCUUGUCUCCUAGCUGAGUAUUUUUAGAAGUUCCCAUUUCUGUUUAACUUUCUAUGGGAAGGAAACAGCGCAUUUCCCUGCAGCUCACAUCUAACAUGACAAAGGAAGCAAAAAUAAGAAAGCAAUGGACAGAGUUAAAAUACCUGUUUGAUUAUCAAAAAGUUAAACUGCAGUAGGAAAUUCUUCCUGCCUGCUGUGCUGAACACACACUGGUGAUGCCUUUUACCCACCUGGAUCACCAACAUUUAGUUAUACUCAAAAAAAUUGUUCUUCCCUAGACACAAAUGCGUUGAUAUAUGGGAUUUUAAACCAGAUCAGAGUGACUUCAUCAAGUCUCACAGCAGUUGGUGGCAGAGAUGGGAAAACAAUACUCUGGGUCUGUUUUUACUUUCUUGUACAUCACAACUCAUCCUUCACACUCCACCCUGUAGAGUUUCUGUUGUGAAGGAGACAAUAUCACAUUUUAUCCCCAUACUAUUUUUUCUAACAUAUUUUUACCGUACUGUCCAUUUGCCAUCCCUCCAGAGCCCACACCAGUCAGACAUGGGGUACCGAAUUAUUGCCUUCCCUUUUCCAGUGAUGAGUAUGGCAAGGUAUGUUAUUGUGUAAUGCAAACAGCGUGGCAGAUUCCCUCUGUAGGGUUUAUUCACUGCCUUGUCACACGGCUGUGAAUAAUGAGUUCCUGCCCUUCUUUACUAUCCACACAGAACACUCAGAAAUCUUUAGCUGUUUUGUACUAGGGACUUCCUGAUCCCAUGGUGACAGCAGAACUGUAGCUGACAGCAAUGAAGAGUAACUCCUUAAAAGUCAUCUUAAUGAAAAGUUAUGAAUAAUCCUGUUAAAUGAAGGACAAAAAAACUAAUUUAUCUUAAAAUAUUCAGAGCAGAUGCAUCAUUUGAGCAAGAAACCAAUGAUGUGCCUGAUUUAGAAAUGUCAUAACUUCAAAGAAACUGAGUCAGUAGUUCAGAAUGAAACGACAUGGUUUCUAAAUCAAGGGAUGCAACUUUGCUUUCCCAAAAACAAUUGGAAAUACAAAUUACGUACACCUAAAAAUAAAUACUGUGAAGUAAAAACAUGUGAAAUAACUUAGAAAUAAGUAGGGAAGGAUAUCCCUCCACACAUUUUCAUCAGUUAGCCUUGUAACACAAACACUGUUUCCUUCAGCAGUCACACUGGCAUUGUGGCCAGGACAGCCUUCUCCCUGUAGGCAGACCUUGGGAGAUCCUUUGCCUGAGGUAAUGCAGGAAACCAGCGAGCCUGCAAUCUGCUUGUCAGGUACAAGCUCACUUUUUAUCCAUGGCAGCUCUGCUAUGUUUGUACUAAAAAUAUGCAUUUUUAGUAACACUGCACAUCAGCUUAGACACAACACUAGGAUUUACCUGUCUAAAAUCAGACCUCCCGUUCAUUUUAAUAACUGAGAAAAAAUGGUCUUUUCCUCCUGGUACUGUGAGCAGAUGAUAGCUCAAUCUGCGGCCAGUGACAGAACAUGAAGGAGCAGCACAAAGCUGCACCAGGGGAGGUUCAGACUGAAUAUGAGGAACAAUUUCUUUACCACAAGGUGGUCAAACACCAGACCAGGCUUUUUAGAGAGGUGGUGGAUGGCCCAUGCCUUUCAGUGGUCAAGAGGCAUUUAGGCAAUGCCCUCAGUAAUACGCUUUGACUUUUGGUUGGCCCUGAAGUGGUCAGGCAGUUGCACUCGGUGAUCUCUGUCGUUCCUUCCAGCUGAACCAUUAUGAAGUUGUUUCUCACUGACACUGCCAUUAGAAACGUAUUACUAGUGUUGAACCAGGGUCUUCUUAUGUCCACCCUGACCAUGCAGAGUGGACUAUCUUCUACCUCUGUGCAGCAGUCUUUGGUAAGGACAGUUACCAUAUUCCCCCUCCAUUUUCCUUUUUAAUGUUCAACAACCCCAACUCAAUGAGCCUGUAAUUAAUGACAGCCCCUGCCCCAAGCAGCUUGGUAGUGGGCCCGAUCAGCCUGAUGUCAUUACUUCACCAUGACAAUUUUCUAACUAACUCCAUGUGAUAUUCCAUCUGUCUGACACUAUUAAAAUCUUUUUAUAUAGUCCAUAUUAUUGUAGUUGCUGAGCUCCCCGCGAACAUCACAGGGAGGGAGGGAAGUGCUGUUAUCCCCAUCAAGGCACAGACAGACCGUGACCUAACAAGAUCACACAUGGAGCCUUAUCAGAGAAUUAAAAGUAGGUCUCUAAAGUCCUUGGCCAGCUCUCCAGCUGUAUGGGAUGGUAACACAGAGAAUCAAGAUGCUCCUGACUUUGUAAGCAAAUAAGUAUGAAACUAUAUGUGAGAAGUGCAUUUUUUUUUAACAAAAUCUCACUUUAUUUUUAAUAAAGGCGAGAUUAUGUGCAUGACACCCCAGGAAAAAAAGAAAUUAAAAAUACCACAUUUUUUUGUUCCUUUUUGAAGUAAUUUAAUAACAGUGCAGUUACUCCUUGUUGAUCAGGCAGAACUGACAAACCAUUUAAUCCUCAUGUGCCAAGUUUGAAAUUAAGUUCUGUUGGUUAAGUGUUAAGUUAAAGCUCAAGCACAUGGGAAAGGAACCUAAAGUUAGCUAAGUGGCCAUUGGUUUUGUUUCCCAGAGCUUACUGUCAUGUCAUUUACUUUCUACUUUGUAUUAAAUAAGGUGUGUGCUAAUGGAUGGCCCACCAAAGACACAUCUUGCCCGGUUUGCAGUGAAAAGUAGAAUCCCUGGUUUAGCUUUCAGACAAUACAGUUAAGAGCACAUAAACUAAUCCAUGCCUAUGAAUGAAUUUGGAAUGAACUUUGUUCACCAGUGCUGGUGAUGGAUGAGUAAUGGUCUUUUGGGACUUUCAGAGUGUAACCAUUCUGAUCACAAAAGUACUACUAACAGUUCAAUACUACUAAAUCUGACUCUGCACUUCUUUACAAAUGCAGUGCAGUGAAGGGGAGAGGAGAAAUGCCUUUUACUUGAGAUUUCACUUAGUCCCAGAUUAACUCUUAAAUCUUGGUUUAUUUAAAUCCCUGAACAUUUUUCCUGUAAGUGUGCACAGAUUUUAUUGUAAAAUCUCUUCAAAGGUCAUUUUAGAACAUUCUGUGCAAAUAAACAGAAAAUAAAGGAAAAGGCAUUGGAAUUGCUGCCUAUUUGAGACCUUAACAAAAGGUAUGUUAGCUUAAUUUGAGCCAGAGGAGCUGGAUGGAGGUUGUGUUUAACCAGAUAUGCUGGCAAAAACAUGCUUAAGAAGAGCCAGAACCACAUGUGGCCACUCCACUUUAAUUGUGCUUGUUUUAAAAGAUAUGUCUUUAACAUUUACCCUAUCCAUUCUUGCUGUCUCUUUAUGAACUGAAAAUAAAAGCUCCCCAGGCAGUCAUACUAAGACCUCAAACCUAAAAUUCUUCAGCUGAGUCAAAAGCAAAACCUACGUUCAAUCAGCCCCACGCAUUUUUUUGUAGCUGUAAGAAGAUUUGAUUUGUCUACCUCUUUUUUUUUUUUUCCCCCCCAAGUCCCUAGGCCAGUCCUAACCCAGGGAGUGUUUUGAUACUGAAUGUAGCUCCUUGGUGAGGUCAAAAGCAGCAGUGACAGCAGUGCUACUGGUCUGAAGGCAGCCUGCUGUAAUAAACUACAUAACCCAAAAGUACGCUCAGCAAUAACAAAAGCAUUAACUGCUGACCCACAGCUUGAUGAAAUUCAAUCCCACCAUUAGGCAAACAUGAAAAUGAGAUCCCAAAGGAAGGAAGGAAGGUUCAGAUGUUCAAGACGAGAGAAGUCGGGUGAGAAAGACAGAUAGCUAGAUGGAAGUUGCUGCAAACUAAGGAGAGAGAAGGAAGCUGCCAAUUCAACAUAGUAGGAUCCUUUCAUAUCAUGAAUUUGAACUAAAACUUAACAGUCAGGGGUUUUGCUCCAGUUUGGAACAGUGCAAACUGAAAUGCUUUGUAGUAAAGAUAUCCUUCUACCAUUUUAGGGACAUAGAAUCAUAGAAUCAUUUGAGUUGGAAGUGACCUUUAAAGAUCAUCUAGUCCAACUCCUGCACAAUGAAUGUGAACACUUACAGAUAGAUCAGGCUUAAUCUGAUAUAACUUGAUUUCACAGAGCUUGCUUCAGUUGUUCAUGUUUUCAGAACUGCUUUAAGUUAGAUGCUUGUGUUAGUAUGUUGAUGUCACUUGAAGGCUGGAAUGUUCCAGGAACCUAAUUGAGCUAAGCACCCAAAUCUGACUUAAUUUUCUCACAUGUCAUAUGGUUACAGAUCCCCACUAGUGUAACUGAGUAUAUUUCAGUGAGAAUCAAGUCAAACUCAUGUCAAACUCAUGAAACCUGAGACAAUACAUCAUAAUUCCUGUUUGUUUAAAAACCCAGCUUUGGGUCAGGAUGCCAUAAGAACCUCUAUCUGCACUCUGCAGGCAUCAUUAGCAGAAAGUUGGAUGUGGGGGUGCUGGCAGGACUGCACCUCAGUUGUUGUUAUAGUGCAUUGCUUUUUUUCCCAGAACACGCUCACUGCAGAUGACCAUUCUCCUGAAGACAGCUUUAGCCUGAACCCCGAGGACAGAAGAGAAUACCCCGAUCUCCAGGCUGCCCACCGGCCAUUCCCUAAGCAACGAUUCAGGCAGGAAAAUGGGCAUACAUCCUUACAGAGAGAUGGACCUAGAUCUUUCCUUUUGGAUCUCCCAAACUUCCCUGACCUGUCAAAAGCCGAUAUCAACGGGCAGAAUCCCAACAUUCAGGUUACCAUUGAAGUGGUGGAUGGCCCUGACACAGAAACUGACAAGGACCUUCAGAAAGAGAACAGCAAGCCUAGCUGGCCAGUCUCAUCACCUGACUGGAGAAACUGGUGGCAGAGGUCCUCCACCUUGACUCGCAUGAGCAGUGGUGACCAGGACUACAAGUAUGACAGCACUACUGAGGACAGCAACUUCCUGAACCCUCUCGGUGGGUGGGAUGGUCAUGCACCCAGUCACCGGACAUUUGAGUCCAAGGAGCAGUCAGAGUAUGACUACAUUGAUGGUGAUGGAGACUGGAGCCCGUGGUCCCUUUGUAGUGUCACCUGUGGGAGCGGCAGUCAGAAGCGGACGAGGUCCUGUGGGUAUGCCUGCACUGCCACCGAGUCACGGACCUGCGACAGGCCAAAUUGCCCAGGGAUUGAAGAUACCUUCCGAACAGCAGCCACAGAAGUGAGCUUACUGGCUGGGAGUGAAGACUUCAAUGCCACCAAACUGUUUGAAGUGGAUACUGAUAGCUGUGAAAGAUGGAUGAGCUGCAAAAGUGAGUUCUUGAAGAAAUACAUGCACAAAGUGGUCAAUGAUCUUCCCAGCUGCCCCUGCUCUUACCCCAGAGAAGUUGCUUACAGCACUGCUGAUAUCUAUGAUCGGAUUAAGAGAAAAAACUUUCGCUGGAAAGAUGCAAGUGGUCCAAAGGAAAAACUGGAGAUCUAUAAGCCCACUGCACGGUACUGCAUCCGCUCCAUGCUCUCUUUGGAGAGCACAACACUAGCAGCUCAGCACUGCUGUUAUGAUGAUAACAUGCAGCUGAUUACCAGAGGGAAAGGGGCUGGUACACCAAACCUGAUCAGCAUUGAAUUUUCAGCAGAACUCCAUUACAAAGUGGACAUUCUACCCUGGAUUAUAUGCAAGGGUGACUGGAGCCGGUACAACGAAGCACGACCUCCAAACAACGGGCAGAAGUGCACAGAAAACCCUACAGAUGAAGACUAUUACAAGCAAUUUCAAGAAGCAAGGGAAUACUGAAGAGGUUUUCCUCCACUUCAGACAGAAAAUAGCAUUCAUUUCCUGGAUGCCAAAGAACUGAUAACUGCUGCUGCAUUAUCUCCUUGACAGGCGCUGAUCAGUUUCUUUAUAAUGAAUGUGUAUAGUUGUAAUAUAAUACAUAACUAUUUUCAUAGUGUGUGUAAUUUAUAAGCACAUAUCUCUCUAUCUGACACACACCUAUUUUUACAUAUGGACAUACAUAAAAUUUGUC